AUGCGGGAGGCCGCCGCCGCCGCCGGUAGCGGGGCCGCGAUCCCGAUGUCCCCUCCGUCUUCGCCGACUCACGUCGCCCCGACCCGCCUUCCGGCCGAAGCCCAGGAGGUGGUGGCGGCGGUGGUCGAAGCGUCCAAGCCGGAGACAGCAGCAGCAGCGGUGGCGGCGGCGGAAGCAGUGCCAUCGCCGCCGGCGCCCGGUUUGCCCGCUUCGGCGGGGGCGGAGGGCGGCGGGGGCCCCGUGUCAUCAUCAGGGCCACCGGCGGCGGCGGCAGUACCCGUGCGGCUGGGCCGCGGCCGGAAGCUCUGCCCCAGCUGCAAGGCCCUGACCAAGUCGGCGGUGAAGCAGUGCCGCCUGUGCCACCACGUCUUCAACCCGGUGUCCAGGAUGCGGGCGCAGCACCGCGAGCCGAAGGAGAACGAUGACGCCCCGGUCCUCCCGCGCCGACGGCACCGGCCCUCGCAACGCCUCCUGGAGAGCAGGGUGGUGUCCGCCGCCGCCGGCCCGCAAGAGGGGGCGCCGGCGGGGGGCGAGGGAGCGGUAGGAGGAGCAGCCUCGGCGAGACGGCCUCUGGCCGCCUUUAACGGCGGCGGGGACACGAACCAGCGAGUGGCUUCCGGCGCGAUGGCGGCGACUGCGGUGGCGACGAAAAAGACGGGCGCGGUUUCCGCCAGCGGGGAACAAGCACCCAAGCGCAGCCACAAGCGCAAGGUCCCGCUGCCGCCAGGGGUGGUACCCCCGAAGCGCAAGAAGGGCGCGGCGGCGGCGGCCCGGUUGGCGGCGGCGGCGGCGGCAGAGAUCGCGGCGACCGCGCCGGCCGCCGCCGCCGCGGUCACCGGCCCUCACGGCAUCCUUCCCCGGCUGAGCCUGCCCGAGCGGCAGCGUGUGGCUGAGGACCUCGUGGCGUCGCCGGCCCCUUCGCACGUGCUGGUGCCGGAGUCGCCGGAGCUGGCGCCGACGGCGACGCCCGCCGGAGACCCAUUCGCGGGCGUAGAGAUGACGUGGUUGGAGAGCGGCGGCGGCAGCGAAGCGGCGGUAGUGAACCCCACGGCCGCCGCCGGCGGCGGCGGUGGCGGCGGAGGCGCACCGACGGUGUUUCCCCUGGUGUCGCGAGAUGGAAUGACGAUGGAGCAGCACCGAGCCGUGUUCCCUCCGGCGCAAAGCACGGAGCUCCUGGGGGACGCGCACGACGCCCUCAUGUGGAACCCGCUCCGAACUUCCUCCGUCGGCGUCGACACCAACGGCGGCGGCGGCGGCGGUGCCGCCGCGGUAACGGCGACGGCGACGGUAGCGGGGAGGAGCCUUACCCUGUGGCCCGGGAGCUCGGUUAGCGACUGCACUCUGCUCACAGCGGAGGCUCCGGCGGCAGCGGCGCAAUCGGUGGCGGCGGGCGCGUCUUCUUGUUGUUCUCGCACCAGCAGCAGCGGCCGCAGCCCUUCGCCCGGCAACCUCGCCUUCCCGAACUUCGAGCGCGGGGCGGCGAUCGCCUCCGCCGCCGGCAGCGGCAGCGGCGGAAGCGCCUCCCACGCCGUGACCUCUCCAGAGUACCUCCUGGCGGAAGCGAGCUGCUCGAGCCUGCCGGACCCGCUGGUUUUCGGGAGCCGCGGCGGGACGUCGGCGGCAGGAGGGGCGGCGGCAGUCGCGGCCGUCAGCAUGGACUCCGGCGACGGCGACGGUGGAGGGUUCUGGCACCCGUUUCAGCACGGCAACGGCGGCAGCGGCGGCGGCGGGUUCAGCAGCUCUCCUCUCCACCCUCCGGCGAUGACGUAAAAAAAACACACCAAAUAUUAGAGGUGGUCCGCGCCGACGGGAGGCGGUUGUUUGAAUCUGCUGGGGGCAAGGAUAACGUGCGGGGUGGAGAACGUCAGGACGCCUUUUACGCGAUUGGGAGGGAGAAGAAGAAGAAGAACAUAAAAAAAACUCGAGUGUGGUGAACGAACAUGAAAACUUGGAAUUAGCUGGUUUCUUUUCUUUCUUCCCUUUCUGGCUGUCUUUUAUGUGUUGCUUUUGUGGAGGAGACCCGCGGGGGAACGUCGGAGAGCGAGGCUUCGGAAGAGGAUGGCAUAGAUGCCUAGCUGAGGUUUGACAACGGCAAAAAAUGGCCCAAGGUUAAAUACCGCGAAAAACAAUGUUCUGGUCAAGCCGAUAUAGCGGGAAAAUAGUAUUUUGCUGGGGGGGAAUCUCACCACCACUACGAACGCGGUUGAAGUACCUGCUGUAUGGGUGGGGAGGCCCGCAGGACGGGGCGGGGGGGUGGGGGGUCUCCUCUCCAUGCACCGUCGCAGGAGGGGUAUAUACCCACGGGGGGGAGUGCUCCGCAUCGCGGUGCUCCCAUGUAUUUAUUAUCGGGUGGGGGAUGGGUUGGGUGUAUGGCAGGAGGAGGACGCGGGAGCCAUCUGUUCCGGCGAAUCGAGACAGGGCCUCAAGCAGAGAAGGAGCUUAAAACAACCUUGGGACGUUAUAAGUGUCUCGAGGGCUCACGUGAGCCGACGAAAAGCCGCUUGCUCUUGCUGGCGCUGGUUCUGUCUCUUCCUGCAUCUUGGCCUGCGACACGGCGCAGCUAUUUUUAGGUCGGCACCCAUUCUCGUUUUUGUAUCUAGAUAACAUACGUUAUAAACAUGCGUGGUUUGGUUUUCUCAUGUCGACGGUGCCCCGGCUUGGCUUGGUUGCUUUUUACCCUGGCUGGGCGUGUGGUUGGUUUUGGGCGGUCGGUCACCCCCCUGAACAGACACACACAAGGAAGAUUUUUUUUUGUUUCGGUAGGGGGGGGGGGGGGUUGCUCUCGAGAGAGAGCACUCCCUUGGUGGAGAGCGAGCGCUGCGUGUUUAGGUUUGAGAACCGCACGCCGGUCGCUUAAGAAUCGCGUGUUGAGUGAGUAACGAAGAAGGGGCGGUCCUUCUUUUUCGAAUGUGGCAUGACUGGCUUCGAGUGAGUAGUAGAACUGAACGAAUAAUGAAUAAUGAAUAAUGAAUAAUUCGGGGAAGAAAUGUGUGUUUUUUCUUUUUGUCCCUUCCGUUGUUUGUCUAGGCCCCCGAUCAGCGGCCGCUGCCGGUACGCGGUUACUAUCUUGCUUUUCGCGGAGGCCGGGCGGGGGGUUAGCAGCGUAGAGUGCCAAAUGUAUAAGCGUGCUAGCGAGAGGGGAGAUGGGAGGGAAAAAAAGAGAGGAAAAUGUGUGCAAAUGGGAGUUGGACGAGAGGCGGGGACGGGCCUCUUGUCUACACGGGGGUCCGUUUCGUUUUUCCCAGUAGACGCGACAAAAAUGUCGGUGAAUGAUGAUACCGUCGUUUGUCUGUCGCUGCGCGUUUUGAGCGCGGACAGAGGAUGAUGUUUACGUUUUUUUUGUAGUUCCGGAGGAGGAGGAGGAGAAGGUUUGUGAACCCCCUCACAAAUGAGGCCCGCGAGAAGGCGGGGGGGGGGGGGGGGGCCUGUGUUGGGUUUUGGUUUUGUGUUUGGGGGGG
Molecule: messenger RNA, 3458 nt
Organism: Ectocarpus siliculosus
Lineage: Eukaryota; Phaeophyceae; Ectocarpales; Ectocarpaceae
Source: the annotation of a GenBank genome assembly